Molecule: messenger RNA, 627 nt
Organism: Dictyostelium purpureum
Lineage: Eukaryota; Evosea; Eumycetozoa; Dictyosteliales; Dictyosteliaceae
Exons: 1
Source: RefSeq, a predicted model, not a curated record
AUGAUAGAACAAUCAGAUAAUUAUUCUUUAUCAUUCGAAAUUCUAUUUUGGAAAGUCUUUCACAAUAGAUUUUUAUUUGAAUUAAUUUUUGAAGUUUUAAAAACAAUGCCAAUAGAAUAUAGUAUACCCUCAAAAUAUUAUGUUGGUAAUAGAAUAACUUUCAAAAAUAUUUGCUCUUUAAAAUGGUUUGUGGAGAAUUCUCAAAUGGAAUUAUUGGGUGAUAAACUAAAGAGCGAUCAAUAUAUUUUCAUAGAUAAAGGAUCAAUAUUAGAUUUUUUCAAAAAAUGCAACAAUAUUACAAUUAUUGACCAGUUUUUAAAGAAAAAAGAGAACCAAAUAAAAAAUAUAACUAAUUUAAUAAGCGUUUUGGUUGAAAGUAAUAACCAUGAGGCCCUACAAAUAGCCUUAAGUAAUACAAAUAUGGAUCAGAAUCCAAUAACCAUCGAGAUAAUAAAGAAUUCAAUUUUAUUUUCAUCUCCCCAAGUUUUAAAACACCUUUUAUCAAAAUACCAAGAGCAUCAAUUAAAUAAACCAAUUGAUUUAGAAUUUCAAGAAAAAUUAAAACAAGAUUCACUUUAUUGGGCCUCUCAGAAUACAGCGCACCUGGACGAAAUGUUACAGUUUAUA